AUGUCGUUGACAAAACUGUUACCCACAGCACAUACGAAUGAUGAUUACGAUGAAGAUGUGGAAGUGGGUUCAUCAGCGGUUAGAAUCAAUCGUCAUUCAUAUAAUACAGACACGAAUUGGCCGACACAAACAUCAGAUAUGACGCCACUGGUAACAACAACGACCGAAUCAACCGAAACAACUGGAGUUGUUAUUAAAGAUGUUGUACCACGUUCGAUGUACUAUCAUGAUCGAGAUAAUGAUGAUGAUUGUUUAUGUACAUGCUCAUGCUGUCGUUGUGAAUGUUGUCCAACUGUGUCGGACUGGUGUGUCAGAGAUCCUUACGGAUUGUCAUGCGGCUUUACCACCUGGUUUUUAUUUGUCUACGCACAAUUUGUUAUGAUUUUUGUUAUUUUAAUACCGAAAAGUCAUGGAACUUUGUUCAACUUUAUUAAUUUGAUUAUUUUUCAUGCGUUGGAAGUUCUUGCUGUGUCAUCACAUUUUCGAACGAUGUUUUCAAAUCCAGGUACUGUUCCAUUGAAUAAUGCAACCCCAGAAAACUUCUUGAAAUACGCUAAUGGUACCGUUGUUUACCGAUGUGCUAUGUGUCAAAGUAUCAAACCACCUCGAGCCCAUCACUGUAGUGUUUGUAAACGAUGCGUGAAACGAAUGGAUCAUCAUUGUGUGUUUGUGAACAAUUGCGUAGGUCAAAACAAUCAAAAAUAUUUCAUUCUAUUUACGUUCUACACAUGUAUUAUUUCAAUCUAUGCACUUAUUCUGCUCGGUAUUCAUGUUACAACUUGCAUUCAAGCAGAUUGGUCUGUAUGCACAGCUUGGUCGCCGCCGGCUACGAUCAUUUUUCUUAUAUUUCUUGCGUUCGAAGCCAUUUCAUUCUCGUUAUUUACCGGCAUUAUGACAGGUACACAAUUAUACUCAAUAUACACUGAUACAACGGGUAUCGAAUCUUUCAAAGGCGAAGGAAAUUCUCGACGACGUAAUAAUUCAUUUAUUUCAUCAUUAAAAGUCGUCUUUGGCUCUCAGGUCGGCUUAACGUGGCUUAAUCCGUUUUCUAAACCAGUGAAUGUAAUAACUCAAAAUGAUGAACGUGUAACAUUUGAUGUUUAA
Molecule: messenger RNA, 1104 nt
Organism: Adineta ricciae
Lineage: Eukaryota; Metazoa; Rotifera; Eurotatoria; Adinetida; Adinetidae
Source: the annotation of a GenBank genome assembly